Messenger RNA from Clonostachys rhizophaga, 2337 nucleotides. NCBI's taxonomy places the organism in Eukaryota, Fungi, Ascomycota, Sordariomycetes, Hypocreales, Bionectriaceae. The record is from the annotation of a GenBank genome assembly.
AUGUCACUCGAAAAGGAUGGAGAGCAUCGCUCAAAGCGAAGAAAAACAGACAAAAAAGAGUCUGCUUCGCUCAAAAUUGGUGGCAAGGCCAUCUCUCUGGAAGGCUAUCUAAAUGCCCCCAAAAAACCUGCACCGUCGCCUGCUGUGCCCACCACGGCUCCAGCUGAGACUGUCAACGGCCCAGAGAACGCUCAUGGGCCAGAGAAACCCAUAAAAUCAGAAUUCAAGGAGAGGCACACCAAGAGGCGGGAGAACGGGCAGAAGGGGCCCCAGUUCAAAGGCCGCGAAGACGAAAAGUUGCUGAAAACUCGCCGGGAACUUCCCAUCUGGCAACACCGUUCGGAUAUUCAGAAUGCUCUGAGCGGCCCGGACAAUGACGUUCUGGUUCUAGUCGGUGAAACAGGUUCAGGAAAGAGUACUCAAGUGCCACAGUUUUUGUACACUGAACCGUGGUGUCAACGUCGAAAAGUCCAGCUGCCCGGCUCCAAGGAUGAGGUGCAGAUUGGGGGGACCAUCGCAAUCACGCAACCUAGACGAGUCGCCGCAACCACACUGGCCCACCGAGUUUCGCAGGAGGCCGGUACUCCGCUUGGCAAGGGUCGGAAAGAUGGCAAAGUUGGAUACUCAGUUCGCUUUGAUCACAACGUGCCAAUUGGAACAAGGAUCAAGUACUUGACUGAAGGUAUGCUGCUCCAAGAGCUUCUGCGAGACCCAAGCCUCCGGCAGUACAGUGCAAUCGUCGUGGAUGAAAUCCACGAGCGAAGCCUUGAUGCUGAUCUACUCGUUGGCUUCCUCAAGCAAAUCCUGGCUGGAAACAAAGCCGGCCGGGCAGGAGUCCCGCUCAAGGUGGUUGUCAUGAGCGCAACUGCUGAUGUGGAUGCCAUCCGGGGAUUUUUUGGGGAUAUCUACCCGGAGGACAAACGUGAAAGUGCAAUUCAAGUUCUGAGAAUCAAAGGCCGUCAGUUUCCUGUCGAGCUCAAACACGAAAAAAAGCCGGUGGCCGAUCUUCAAGAUGCGCUUCUCAAAACCAUCUUCAAAGUCCACACACAGGAACCACUUCCCGGCGAUAUCCUUGCGUUCCUCACCGGCCAAGAAGAAAUCGAAGCUGCACAAAAGAUCAUCGAGGAGUAUGCGACGACCCUGGCUUCAAAUAUGCCUAAACUAAGAGUAUUCCCUCUCUAUGGACAGCUGUCGAUGGAUUCACAGCGUGAGGCAUUCUUGCCUGUUAAGACCCCGUUCACAAGGAAAGUUAUCUUGGCAACAAAUAUUGCAGAGACUUCAGUUACGGUGCCUGGAGUGAGAUAUGUCGUUGAUUGUGGUAAAGCCAAGGUCAAGCAGUUCCGUGCACGGCUCGGGAUGGAGUCUCUUCUCGCAAAACCCAUCUCCAAGUCAUCUGCUGUCCAGAGAACUGGUCGUGCUGGACGUGAAGGCCCAGGAAAAUGCUUUAGACUCUACACCGAGGACGCAUUUACGAAUCUUCAAGGGUCCGACCUCCCUGAAAUUCUACGAAGCGAUGUGCUAGGGGCCGUUCUUACAAUGAAAGCAAGGGGAAUACAAGACGUUCUUGCCUUCCCGUUGAUGGAUGCCCCCGAAACUGAGGCGAUCGAAAGGGCCUUGGUGCACUUACAUUUUCUUAGCGCGUUGGCUGAUGAUGGCUCUAUCACGUCGAAAGGUCAGACGAUGGCUAGGCUGCCUCUCUCUGCGCCACUGGGAACGGUCUUGUUGGCAGCCGCUAGACCCGAGUUCGACUGCGUACUCGAAACGAUCGACAUCAUAUCAUGCAUUACUUCCGGAGAAGACAUCUUCCUGCAGGUGCAGUCUGAAGAAGCACAAGAGGAGAUUGAACAGGCAAGGGGUGAAGUGCAGCGUCGGGAGGGAGAUAUCAUCACCUAUCUCACCACGAUCCAGCAAUACACGGCCGAAAAUGCCAACAGGAUAGAAUGGUGCAAAAAGAGAAAGAUCAACAUCCGCAACAUGAAGCAGGCAUUGAAUAUUCGUCGACAACUGCGUGGCAUCUGCUUGAAAGAGGGGCUGUUAUCUGAAGCCCCUCCCCAAGAUCCGCAGCCCUUUGUUCCUCUGGCGCCGGAACAGGCAGAGAUGGUCAUCAAAUGUUUCCUGAAGGGAUUCGCACUCAAAACGGCAAUGCUUGCCCCUGAUGCGAGCUACGUAACAGUUCAAGGAAAGCAUGUCGUGGCUAUACACCCAGCCAGUGUUCUCCACGGGCAGAAGAAAGAGGCCAUCAUGUUCCUCGAACAUGUCUAUACGAAUAAGAAUUAUGCCAAGAAAGUGAGCGCUAUUCAGGCAGCAUGGAUUGCUGAAGCAUUGGAAAAUAGGUAG